This is a messenger RNA of Drosophila grimshawi, 1520 nucleotides long. RefSeq names its product early boundary activity protein 3 (gene Elba3). Bases 276 to 1418 code for a protein of 380 amino acids. The transcript has 2 exons. The record is from RefSeq and is a predicted model, not a curated record. Lineage: Eukaryota; Metazoa; Arthropoda; Insecta; Diptera; Drosophilidae.
AAUCGCCAUAUUUUAGGGACAGUUCAAUUUAUACUUGGAAUUAUUUGCUGUUACUCGAUUGCCUGACACACAAUUGGGUAAAUCCGCGCAACUGCCUGUCAUAAAACUCAAUUCGAAGAAGGGCCGUGUACCUGUUAAGCCGUGUUGCAAGAGAAAGGUACAACUGGCUGGUGCUUAAAAGGGUGGGAAGGCGAGCAGUGAUCAUCAGUUUGUCGAGAGCAAAGCAAGAGGACGGAACAAAUACAACUAAAUAUUUUCCAACCUUAAAUAUAAUUAUGAGCAACAUUAGCAACGAUAGUGGCUUGGACGACUCGGCGAUUUGUGGCAUGCCAAGUAAUGCGAAUGCUGCGGCAACACGUCUCUCCUGGUUCCUGGCCGAGGUGGACGCUGGCUCGAUGCAGAACGGUCGUCCGAAUGGCAAAAGGCGUUUGUGCGUCCUGCACAGCAUGGAGCUGCUGGAGUCGGAUGUGUCCGACAAGUAUAUGACACGUUUUGUAGAAUUCCGCAUCAAUGGAAAGAAACUGGAGGCAAAACUCAUAUUGGCAGCCGAUGAGCGCAGGCUAGUGGAUGCAGCCCUAGUGGCUAUGAGUAAGGAGCAGCGGGACGACGACGACAAUGUCCGCCAGCUGCUGGUGCAGUACAACGAGGAGGAUGCCUCGGGCAACCGACUGGUGCAUAAGAUCAUUUCGCCACAAUGCCCCGACUGGCUAAGCACUAAACCGAAUCUGAGCAGCACUCCGCUGGUCAAACUGGGUCCAGGCUGCAUUGGUCACGUUCUGUAUACUUAUGAGCAGCGUGAUUAUAUGGAGAAAGUACUGCUACAUCUGAAGGCGCGCUGCUUUGAUCACGCCUUCGACGAGCAUCUGGAUGCUGCCCAUGAGCCGAUGGAUGAGCACACCUGGCUGCUUGUGCAGUACAGUCCGGAGCCAGAAACGGUUGUCUAUCAGGUUAUACCGUACAGUCAGACGGUGUGGCGCCAGGAGAAUCUAUUCAAGGAUGUCAUUGCAUACCUACAGCUACCAGGUAGCGAAGUGGUGCUACAAGCAGUCGUCAUCAGCUACGGACAGGAUCAGCAGCAUCUCCAAGACAAAUAUGAGCAGCUGCGCCGCUAUGCCCUCGACUUAGAGUUCCCGCAGCCUGAGGAGCUGGAGCAUCAGCUGCAGCAGGGCAACGGCACCGCCGCCCUCUUUGCCCGUACCAGCAGCAACCUAUUCCAGCGUGGUGAGCAACGCGACACCAGCGGGGAGCACAAGCAGCUGCGACGCAGUCUACAAGAGAUGAGCGAAAAGGCCCACAGCGAGGCGGACAUGAUCAUUGAUGCCUUCGACAUGGUUGACAAUAUCAAUAGGAAUCUACAGGAACGGCUGUGCGACGCUCAAGUCGAGGUCGCCUCAAAUUCGGAUGAUGAAACGCACUAAAUCAAAAUUUCGCUGAACAAAGUUCUACAAAUUAGUUCCAUUGUACUUUACGAACUGUAAACAAUAGAGUGUAAGAGUUGCCUUAAAUUAAACUUUUAAAGU